Diplodia corticola is the source of this 654-nucleotide messenger RNA. RefSeq lists its product as uncharacterized. Bases 1 to 654 code for a protein of 217 amino acids. The record is from RefSeq and is a predicted model, not a curated record. Lineage: Eukaryota; Fungi; Ascomycota; Dothideomycetes; Botryosphaeriales; Botryosphaeriaceae. The transcript is spliced from 2 exons.
AUGCAUUUGCCAGCCGACACGACGGGUGUGACCGAGCCACCGGCUUGGCUGAGUGAGUUCAGACAGCGGGGGUGGUACGGUUUGGUCGUUUACCGCACCUAUUACGGCGACGGGUCUGAAAAGCAUGCGAGGCAAUGGGAACGGGUGCAGGAGAAGAUCUACGCCAUGUCCAAGGAGUAUCUGCCGGACGAGCCCGACGAGGAUGACUGGCCAUUCGAUCAAAGGACCAAAGAUACGUGGAAACUUCACUGCGUUGAUGAUCGAGCGGUGUUUGAUGGAGCGGGGCUGGAACUUGUAAAGGGACUCUUCGCACGGCUCGCACACCAGAAUAUGGACCGGCGCGACAGGGUGUCAUGGCUUGCUGCGCUCGUUGUGGAUCGCGAGGCUUUCGAUUCUAUCAGCGCGGCGGUCGAAGACCCCGCCAGAGAGCCAAGGGCCUUUGUCUGGGCGGUCGAUCCAGAUGUGGAUCCCGACGAUGUGCAAGAGAACGAUUCAGAAGAGUACAGAUACACAGGGCAUUACAGGAUGCCGCUGCUGAUGCUCGCAGAGUUCCAUCGAGUUGUCUUCAACCCGGAAUGUGACAGAAUGUACAAUGGCUGGGACAUGGCGCUCGACACUCCGUGGCCCAACUGGCGGCGGAGGGGAACUCUCUAG